CGCAGCAUCGGACGGCAUGGCUUCGUCUCAUGGGAAGAAUGAACUCCGCCUCGCAGACUGGAUGGCAAGUUUGCCGGAGAACCUUCACAGCACCCCUCUGACUAACCUGGCUAUACCCGGUUCCCACGACUCCUUCAGCUUCUACAUUGACGAGGCCUCUCCCGUGGGCCCCGAGCAGCCGGAGACGGUGCAGAACUUCGUGUCGGUGUUCGGCACGGUGGCCAAGAAGCUGAUGCGCAAGUGGCUGGCCACGCAGACCAUGAACUUCAGCAGCCAGCUGGACGCCGGCGUGCGCUUCUUCGACCUGCGCAUCUCCACCAAGCCGCGCGACCCCGACAACGAGCUCUACUUCGCCCACGGGCUCUUCAGCGCCACGGUGCGCGAGGGCCUGGAGCAGAUCAGCGCCUUCCUGGCGUCGCACGCGCGCGAGGCGGUCUUCCUGGACUUCAACCACUUCUACGGCAUGCAGAACCUCCACCACGAGAAGCUGGUGCAGAUGCUGCGCGACGUCUUCGGCGACCGCCUCUGCCCGGUCAUCUUCGCCCAGGAGGUCAGCCUCAAGCACCUGUGGGAGAAGGAGUAUCAGGUGCUGGUCUUCUACCACAACCCCAUGGCGCUGGACGUGCCGUUCCUGUGGCCGGGCCAGAUGAUGCCCUCGCCCUGGGCCAACACCACCGACCCGGACAAGCUCAUCCAGUUCCUGCAGACGUCGGUGACGGACCGCCGACACAAGGGGACCUUCUUCGUGUCGCAGGUGGUGCUGACCCCCAAGGCCAGCACAGUGAUGAAGGGAGUGGCCAGUGGAUUGCGAGAGACCAUCACAGAGAGGGCCCUGCCCGGCAUGAUGCAGUGGAUCCGCUCGCAGCGGCCGGGCGAGAGCGGCAUCAACAUCAUCACGGCCGACUUCGUGGAGCUGGGCGACUUCGUCAGCGCCGUCAUCACCCUCAACUACCUGCUGGACGAGGAGGGCCAGAAUGCCACCUGAUCGCCCCCCCCUAUCCCCUUUCCGCCCCCCCAACACACACACACACACACACAAACAUCCACGAUCCCUCACACCUCCGCUGUGAGAUGCCAUUUCUUUCCUUUGUCCCAUCUCGUGGGCGGGAAAACGAUCCUUUCUACUGACGUGACGUUUUAGGGCUACCCGUUUCUAAAGCGCAAGCUUUUUUUUUCCGCCAGAAGGAAGUCGUUUGACUUCAGCUUGGUGAGGUGGGGGGGAAAAAAACUUUUUUUCAUUUUAAUUAUUGGGGUAAAAAGGGCAAUUCUUUGACUGCUGGUCUGCUUCUCAUCAGUGGCAUUUGAAACUGAUCAUGUCCAUUAUACUGUAAUGUUAGUUGUGCUAAAAGCCUCAGUCUUCUCUGUUAAUCAAAGAAAUUCACCUCUUCCUCAGCAUAUCCCACCUGAGAUAAAUGUUCUUUGUAUAGUGACCGUGUGUGACCAUGGGCUUGCGGUGGAGUUAACUGUACUUAGUAUUGUAUAUUGUACGCCCAUUAAUCUGUAUAGUUGUUUAUAUAACUGUUUAUAUUUGUUUACAGCUUCAGCGAGAUAGACUGCUCUGUCACGCCACGUGGUCUAUUCUGCCCGCUGAAGUAUAGCAAACUUUCCCUCCAAAUCAUGUCAAUGUAUUUCAUGGGUCCAAAAGCCUGCCACUCAGUAUGUCCUUACAUACAGAACUGUGUGUUUCCUCAGUCGUGUUUGUAUGCACAUCCUGAGCAGUAGUCGGAGGAGGUAGGCCAAUGUUUUCAUGUGCACAUUUACUGCCUUUACAUCAACAUUUAGCCCAAAAAUAUGCAUUUGUUUUGUCAAUUGACCCUUUGGUGCCAAAAAUUGCAUUUUGUCAAGUCUUGACCAAGGAGCCUGAAAUCUUGUUGGUUUGAUGAGGUAAUGGGGUGUUUCAUUGCUACAUGAAAUGUAAGAUGAUUUUAGUUUUAGGUGCAAUAAUUUGUGUAUCUAAAACGUAUUCCCAUUGUUUAAUCUCUUCAAGUGACCGUUUAUGUUCUCUAUCUCACAUUCCUACAUUUCCUAAAUAAGGUCAAGUUCAUUGAAGAAUAGAAGAAUAGCAUAAUUACAUUAUACUACUAUUCUCUCAUAGAAGGCUUGUAACACCUAGUCAUACACAACAAAUAAUCAGUGGCACCCGUUUACUGCUCGGCUUCUCACUCCUCCUUCCAUCAUGUUAGUCAUAGUAUCUGCCCUAUGUACUAACUAUCACUCUAUCACUACAGAUGCAAACAACAAUAACAAUAACAACAUCAACAACAGCAACAGCAACAGCACUCAGUAUAGUGAAAAAGUAACUUCAGCAUCCUUUCUGUUCCCUAAGGUUAGAGGUGAGUCUUUGAACUGGAACUCUCUGAUGUGAACGCAUAACGUGUUAACACAGCGUAACAUGUGUACACAUGCUCCCUCUAUGACUCAUGCCUAGAUUAGUGUAUAGCUAUAAUUGUAUAUGUGCUGUCUGGCUUUGGGCAACUGGAGAAUUAUGGUGGAGAGGCAAUGCCAUGCUAUUUGUACUUCCAAUACUGAAUGUUUGUUUGACCUACUUACAAUGCUGAGCAAUCUGUAUUCAUUUCAAAAGACUGUGAGAAACAGUUUCAUCCUUGCACUUUUAUUAGUUCGAGCCAUUGGUAGUAGUAGGGCAUGUACAUGGAUUUUAAUUGUUUUUAUGUUAAUUUAAUGAGCUGUACAGAUUGAUUUUACAGAAUCUCUGACUGGGUGUUCUUUGCAUUCAGCAAAUUGCUUGAUGAUAUUUCUGUACUUUAAGCUGGAAGGAAUGUAAUCUGUUCUUUGGUUCUGUAAUUAAUAUUAUUGAUGUCAACCAAAAAAAAGGGAAAUGACUCAUUUUGAAAUAUAAUUGACUGUUUUCAAUGUUUUUUCCACUUUGUAUUUGUGUGUCUGUGUGUGUGUGUGUGUGAGAGAGAGAGAGAGAGAGAGAGAGAGAAAGAAAGAAAGAAAGAAAAAGAGAGAGAGAUGAUGGAUGAGGAAAAGAUAUGAAAUCCGAACUUUCUUUGGCAUUAACACAAUCACAACACAAUAUGACACUGUCAGAUUGUGUCACUCCUUCCUGUUUAUGUAAUUGCUGAGGGCCACUCAGACCCUCCCUAAAACAUUAACCUCUGGCGAGGGAAAUUGACCCGAGGCAGCUGGCGCUGUGAGUCUGGGCAUAUGGGCGCUUGAUUGACAAAAUUGAUUUGCUUUGAGCUUCUCUCCUCACACUACGUGAGCUGUAUCACUGUAAACAAAUCACUGCUCAACCCUUAGUGUAGUCAUAUCGGAGAAUGAAAAUGCUCUUUUUAUGGAUGAUUGGUGCACAUUAGCCAUUAGACGAUCCUGUCACCCUCACCAUCGCAUACCUUGUUUUGAUUGAAAAUGGUUUCUCAAUUGCACAGUGGGGCCACACAAUGGUGAAUUACUGUUACGUUUAUUUGAUUCAUAUUCUUAUUUAGACUCUCAGUUACAGAGAGCACUCUCUGUAGAGGUACUUCAGUUCAAAGCUGUUUGAAAACUCAAACAAGUAAUUCAUUCACUGAACUUGAAAGUGAGCAAAUCAUAGAUAUAUGCAUUGCGUAAAGUAGACGCAAUGGAUCUCAUGUACAGCUGAACAUGCAUAAACAAAACUGCCCCUUAUACAGUACAUCAUAUGCACCUCAGGAUUGUGUCUUUGAAGUGGUUUUCAAAAAAAUGUUUUACAGCUGUCCUGUGAAAAGUAUUUUUCUUUUCUUUCUCUGACUAAUGUUUCAAUCAACCUGCUCCUGUUGAUGCUCUGAUGUCUUUUGAUCUUCUCUUGUUGUGAAGUGGUCAUGGUCCCAGAGUGUUCCUGUUCCAGCCUCCGGCACAGCUUCACAAUAAAAUGCAGCGUUAUUUUACUAUGGCAAA
Messenger RNA from Sardina pilchardus (European sardine), 3879 nucleotides. RefSeq names its product phosphatidylinositol-specific phospholipase C, X domain containing 3 (gene plcxd3). Gene Ontology annotation, cellular component: synapse. The record is from RefSeq and is a predicted model, not a curated record. The coding region runs from base 17 to 985 and encodes 322 amino acids. Gene Ontology annotation, molecular function: phosphoric diester hydrolase activity. Gene Ontology annotation, biological process: lipid metabolic process. The transcript is spliced from 3 exons. NCBI's taxonomy places the organism in Eukaryota, Metazoa, Chordata, Actinopteri, Clupeiformes, Clupeidae.